ACAUCAUCGAAAGCAUUAAUAGCUAACAUCUUAACAGAAAGCGUAGGGUCUCUCAAACGAAAAGUUCAAAGUUUUGUUUAGAAAAAAUUAUUAAAAAUGGCUUCUUAUCGAAGUGCACGUACACACAUCGGUUGGUUCGCCAAGCUGAGCUUGACAUUGAUACUUGCCUUAGUUUUGCGACAAAAUGGAAUUCAAGGGCUGAAAUCAUUCGGCCCCUCCAUUAAUUGUGGCCCAAAGAGUGUGUAUCCUGAAAGUUGCAAAUAUGGCAGCUUCAGUAUAAAUUAUAAUCCCGAAUUCUGUCUUCCACGCACACUAUGUCGCAAGGGUGUGGGUGAGGUCUGCCGUGAAUAUGGCGGAAGCAGCGAUUGUAAACCGGGUUUGAACUGCAACUGUUAUCGUCGCUGUAGUGAACAUCCCGAUACCUGCUCAUUUUUUGGUAACGGUAUAUUGGAUUUGAAUACUAAAAAUUAGAUAAGGGAAAAAGUAGGUUUUAGACAAUUUUCUACGCAUAAAGGUUUAGACGGCUCAGCAGCAUUAGUAUGUAUACAGUAUUUAUAUAGAAAAAUCAUAUUAAUAAUUUUUCAUAACUGUAGACUAUAAUAUAAUAUUAAAUUAGUAAGUUCACCAUGCUACUGGAUGAAAAUUUAAAAAUAUUUAUAGAAAAAUUUUAAAAUUAAUAAGAUAAAAUAAAACGGUAAUAAUGAGGCAUACUUAAAUAUAUGAGCAAAUAUUCAAAAU
Molecule: messenger RNA, 738 nt
Organism: Bactrocera oleae (olive fruit fly)
Lineage: Eukaryota; Metazoa; Arthropoda; Insecta; Diptera; Tephritidae
Source: RefSeq, a predicted model, not a curated record